Messenger RNA from Gallus gallus (chicken), 3585 nucleotides. RefSeq names its product probable G-protein coupled receptor 83-like. NCBI's taxonomy places the organism in Eukaryota, Metazoa, Chordata, Aves, Galliformes, Phasianidae. The transcript has 8 exons. Gene Ontology annotation, molecular function: neuropeptide Y receptor activity. Gene Ontology annotation, cellular component: membrane. Bases 973 to 2124 code for a protein of 383 amino acids. Gene Ontology annotation, biological process: neuropeptide signaling pathway. The record is from RefSeq and is a predicted model, not a curated record.
GGCGCUGCUUUCUCAUUAACCUCACGCACACCCGCAGAUGAAUCGCGCUCCCCGUCGGGCUCCGACAGCCCGGCAUAGAGCGUGUCAUCGGGAUCUGCCUCCAGCGCCGAUCUCCACUGAAGCCAAAGCAGCUCUGCGGGGCGCGGAGCUCGACGUGGUGCCGCCCCCGCACUGCACGUGUGGGGUGCGGGCGGCUCCGCGCUGUGCAGGUCCGGCGGAGCUCCGAGCCCAGGGAGGUCCGAGCCGGAGUGCUGGCGGCGGCACAGCCGCCAUUUCUUCCUGAGCCUCCCUUGGGAGAAAUAAGUCAUGAGGAGGCCAGGUCAGCUGCUGAGAUGAGCCAGUGUAGCUGGAAGUAAUGGUGUGAGUGCUUCUUAAGUUCCACCUAACACCAAUAGAUCAAUCUGAAGUCACCGGGAAUAUCUACAAACAGGAAAAGAAGGUUGAGAGCAGAAAAGAAACAACCGUUUUGAAGUACGGGAUGAGAGCAGCACCAGAACAUCUUCCCUGAAUGUUGGAGGAAAAAGUGCACUCAUCUGAGAAUGAAUUAAAACAAACUGACAAAUGCCCAUCUGAGCUUUUCCUGCAUGUGUUCAGUGUUAAUUUCUCCAGUCCAGCUGUGGAGCUACUGCAGCUCCUGGUAUGUGAAGGAAUUGAGAGUGCACAUUCCCAAACCGGCCCUGUUCUGAAGUCUGCUGUAAAUGCUCCCGGGUGCUGCUCCUGGGGAGCCCAUUACACCUUAGAGGCUGUGCACCUACAGGCAUUGCUCGCAGUUCCAGCUGCAUCUUCACCAGCUUCCCAGAGAGCUGUGCAGCUGCAACUGGUGGAUCACUGCUGUGUCAGCAGCGCUGUGAUGCCCUGCUGAGUGAUGAUCUCAGUUCACCCUCCACGCCUCAUGUGCUGAUUCCAUCCCAUCAGGCACAGAUACCAGAUUUUCUUGAGGAGUUUGGCCAUUACUAUUCCUUGACCAAACUCAUGUCCAUCCAUCAAGCAACCAACAGGACCACCUUUAACUGGACAGACAGCUGCAUUGUGGAGUGGGAGAAGUUUGCAGAGCUGGCUCGAUAUGAGCUGGAAUCCCAGAAACCAAUUGUGAAGGCUCUCCUGAUUGUGGCAUACUCAGUGAUUAUCAUCAUGUCUCUCUUUGGGAACAUGCUGGUGUGCCACGUGGUGCUGAAGAGCAAGAGGAUGCACUCGGCCACCAGCCUGUUCAUUGUCAACCUGGCGGUGUCUGACAUCAUGAUCACGCUGCUCAACACACCCUUCACUCUGGUUCGGUUUGUGAACAGCACAUGGAUCUUUGGGAAGGUGAUGUGCCAUGUCAGCCGCUUUGUGCAGUACUGCUCGCUACACGUCUCCACACUCACCCUGACAGCCAUCGCCCUGGACAGGCACCAGGUUAUUCUGAACCCACUCAAGCAAAGGAUGUCUCUGACAAAAGGAGCUGUGAGCAUUGCUGUGAUCUGGCUGCUGGCUGCCUGCUUCUCCCUGCCCCAUGCUGUCUACCAGAAGCUCUUCCAGUACAACUAUAGGGAAGCCACCGUACGGAGUCUGUGCCUCCCGGAUUUCCCUGAGCCUGCGGAGCUGGUCUGGAAGUACCUGGACCUGUCCACCUUCCUGCUCCUGUACCUGCUGCCUCUGCUCGUCAUCACUGCCACCUACACACGCCUGGCCAAGAAGCUGUGGCUGCGCAACGCCAUUGGUGAUGUCACCACACAGCAGUACAUCACCCACCACAGGAACAAGAAGAAAAGCAUCAAGAUGCUGGUGCUGGUUGUGGUGGUCUUUGCUGUCUGCUGGUUUCCACUCAAUUGUUACGUAGUGCUCAUCUCCAGCCUGGGCAUCAAGACCAAGAACUCGCUCUACUUUGCCCUUCACUGGUUUGCCAUGAGCAGCACCUGCUACAACCCUUUCAUUUACUGCUGGCUGAAUGAGAGCUUCCGUGCAGAGCUCAGAGCCCUCCUGUGCAUGUGUCAGCACACACCCCAGCCCCGGGGCACCGCGCAGCCACCCAUGGCUGUGUCCUGUCGUGAGGCCUGGGGGGAGCAAGCAGGAUGCGUGAAGGGGCACUCAUCAGACAGCAUUUGCUCCACUGUGCUCAUCCCGAUGGCCAACACUGACCUGUGAGCAAGGGCAACAAUGGAUGGAGUUUAGCAUGCAUCUGAAGGAAGGAUCUUCACAGCCAGGGAAGAAGUAAUGUGAGAACUGCACACACAGGGGAGAACUGGAAAAUGGAAGUACUGAGUGAAUGAACAAUAAAAAGUCAUCCAUGUGGAAGGAGGGAAAGGAAGGCACCUUGGGCUUGGAAAUUCAGCUCUUAUGGAUUUAAGUCUUCAUUUUCAGCAAACAAAAUAUAACUGACUGUUCUCUCAACUCUGCGGAGGAGAUGGGAAGGUCUGCCAGACACUGCCAUGGCUGUUCUUCAAAAACACAAACAGAUUUGAUGACCAGCUUUCUGUUCAGCUUCUCUCUCAUGAGUGCCCCUCUCCCCCACCAUUGUGCCCCAACACUGGGGGACAAACCUGGGCUUGGCUGCCUUGUUGUUGUUCUGCUGCAGAAUUACCUGCUGCGAAGCUGGUGUUGAAGCCAUGGCCACAGCCACCUCCAGGAGCCAUGGGGAUAUGCAGGGCUGCUCCCAGUCUGGCUUAACGCUCAUGAGUGGCAUUGCCCUGAACCGAAGCCCACAUGGCACUGGAAGGCACUGGACAAAGGGGAAUCAAUCAGACACGCCGAUGGCAGAAGUAGAAAGGCUUGGGAAAUGCACUCUGAUCAUUUAUGAGCGGUUCUUGUAACUGUCAUGUAAUUGCAUGUAAUCAGACAUCAUUGUGUGCUAAUGAGCAGCUGUGCCACAUUAAACCCUGGCAGAGCUCCUGCUCUGUGCACUAUGGGUGGCUUUGCUGCCUUGCUGGGCACUCCCAAGGGCUUUGGCAGGCCCCAGGUUGCUCCUUGCCUGCUUUUGCCACAUGGCACAUACACCAGCAAGGCAACUGCAGGCUGUCCUCCUCCCUGUGCCCAUGUUCAUUCACAGUGCCUCCUGCACUGCUUUGCUGGUGCAGAUGCAGUCAGUGAGGCACACUGGACCGCAGGCGGGUGUUCCUUAUGCCACGAGCAAGCUACAUUCAUACAAGAACCUAUGAAGCAUGAGAGUUUGGGCAAGUAUAAUAGCUUUAAUUAAAACAGAAAACCAUAUCCUUCAUUCUAAUAAUUAUUUUAAAGAGCAGACCAAGUGCAGGGGCAUGAACAGACUUAACAAGUGCUGUAAUUAUGGAUCUGGAAGAACAACCGCUCCUCCGCCAGGCUGCAGAGUGCAGCUCUUUGGGCAGCGUUUGGGGGCCGCCUGCUGCCCUCCCAUCCCCACAGUUGGGGACACAGGAGCUCCAGACAGCACUGCACCCAGCCCUGCACAGCCCCAAGGAAAACUCACCAAGCACCUCCAACUCUGGGAUUUAUUUGUCUACAUGUACACAGCAUCCAACAGCACCACAUCUGGGUGGAAUGUGGGGAACAAACACCCCGUAUUAAACAAAAACUUAAGAGCUUCAGCUACUGUUUCAUUUGAAUACAGACAACAUUUCCCCCUCCCCCCCC